AUGAAUAAGGGUUCGUGGUUACCUGAAGAGGAAGAGGAAGAGGAGUUAAAGGGUUUAUCAGAGAACUUCUUUGAUGAUCUCAUUGAUCAUAUGGAUCUUGAUGAGGACAUGGAAACAGCUAAUGAUGAUGAGGGAGAUUGGGAUGCAAAGUUUGAAAACCUUGUGCCUCCACCGUUGGAUGUGCUCACGAGCUUGUCCUCUGAGUUCACUCAUGGUAAGGUACAACAACGUGGGGGAGGAGUUCAGAGGAAGCCUGUCCGCACUUUGAAGCAGUCGAGUUCUUCAGAAGUCUCUUCUACCAUAGACAGCUCCCUUCCUGACGUCAAAGUCUCAACUCUAUUCCAGUCUUCAAACGCACUCUCAGUCCUCGACGCUGCCAACGGCUCUGUCUCCUUCCCCGUGAAAGGCACCAGAAGCAAGCUACGCAAACGGCCCACAACCUCCACAUUCAGAUCCCUCAAGUCAUUUACAUCACAAAUGGUUCAGCAGUUUGCUCCUGAUGAUCCAGACUCUGAACCUUACCACAUCCCUUCUGCCAAGAAGAAACGCCAGAGGAGGAACAACAAGAACCAUGCGACGGAUCAGUCAGUAGUCUCCGACAGUCCAGAACCAUUGAACGCAGAUGGAACAAUCCGCAUGUGCACUCACUGCGAGACGACCAAGACACCACAGUGGAGGGAAGGUCCAUGUGGGCCUAAGACACUAUGCAAUGCUUGUGGGGUUCGGUUCAGGUCAGGCCGUCUUCUUCCAGAGUACCGUCCAUCGUCAAGCCCGAGCUUCAUACCAAGUGUGCAUUCGAAUUCUCACAGGAAGAUCAUAGAGAUGAGAAGGAAAGACUUGAAACCAGGAUGACCCUUACUGUUAGAUCCAGAGGAUAGAGAUUAUAUGGAGAGAUGUAUUCAAUAUAGUAUUUGAGAGGAUUUGAAGUAAUUUGAUUUUUAAAGAGCUUAGAUUAUUUUAGGUGAAUUAGGAAGUUGUUAUGAUUUUAAUUAGAACUAUCUUAAAUCCAAUCUAAAAUGAUUUAGAUUUUUUUUUUUUUUUUUAACUUGAAAGCUCUAUCAA
Messenger RNA from Eruca vesicaria subsp. sativa (arugula), 1062 nucleotides. The record is from the annotation of a GenBank genome assembly. NCBI's taxonomy places the organism in Eukaryota, Viridiplantae, Streptophyta, Magnoliopsida, Brassicales, Brassicaceae.